AUGCGGAGAUGCAUGGAAGAAAGUGAAAUGAAGUCGUCGCCUACUUUAAUGGGUAAAUCAUACUGCCUAGUCCCAAAUCGAUUAACAAAAGAUAAUAGACUAGUGCAUGUUGUAGAAGAAGAAAUACAGGAUAUAGAUGUUGAUCGUAUUAAAUUAGCCGUAGAAAGAUUAUCAGACAGUGGAGAAUUGAUAGCUGAUUGUAGCAGACCAUACACACUUCCUGUUAUAUGUGGUAAACAUAAAGAUCUCAAAUCAAUACACCUCAAACUAAUUGACCAACUUACAGAUCUAUUCGGCGGAGAGUAUAACCAAUUUCAUACUAGCUUCACAAUCAUCGACUGUAGAUAUCCAUAUGAAUAUAACGGAGGACACAUUCAAGGCGCAGUUAAUAUUUAUACCAAACAAUUACGCUACAUGAGAUCACAAGAUCGUGUGUUAAACUCUCAAAACUAUCCAAGACUAUACUACCCAGAAGUCUAUAUUCUACAUGGAGGCUACGAACAUAAUCAGUUGGAAUAG
Molecule: messenger RNA, 519 nt
Organism: Patella vulgata (common limpet)
Lineage: Eukaryota; Metazoa; Mollusca; Gastropoda; Patellidae
Product: M-phase inducer phosphatase 3-like
Exons: 4
Coding region: 1-519 (172 amino acids)
Biological process (GO): positive regulation of G2/M transition of mitotic cell cycle; positive regulation of G2/MI transition of meiotic cell cycle; G2/M transition of mitotic cell cycle
Cellular component (GO): nucleus; cytoplasm
Molecular function (GO): protein tyrosine phosphatase activity
Source: RefSeq, a predicted model, not a curated record